AUGGCUCCCAGCCAGUCACCCUCUCCCAAGAGAUACAUGAGCCCUAAGAACUCAUCAGUCACUGCAGUCCACUGUGUCCACUGCUCCACUACACUGGUGUAUUUCUUCAUGGAGGCCACUUGGGUUACCAAUAGUCACCAUGCUUCUGCAGUACAGAUCACAAAAUUUGUCCAGGACAGACAUAGAGAUAGAAGAAAUGGACUUGGUAAAGAUCAACUUAAGAAACUACCUGUACAUAAAUUCAAGAAAGGAGAUGAGUAUGAUGUAUGUGCCAUUUGUUUGGAUAAAUACGAAGAUGAAGAUAAACUCAGAAUCCUUUCCUGUUCCCAUGCUUAUCACUGCAGAUGUGUAGACACCUGGCUAACUAAAACCAAGAAAACCUGUCCGGUCUGCAAGCAAACAGUUGUUCCUUCUCAAGGUGAUUCCGACUCUGACACAGACAGUAGUCAAGAAGAAAAAGAAGUGUCAGAACACACCUUUUUGCUUGGACCUUUAGCCUCUGUCAGUGCCCAGUCAUUUGGGGCUUUGUCAGAGUCCCACUCGCAUCAGAACAUGACAGAAUCUUCAGACUUUGAGGACAAUGACCACGAUGAUACUGACAGCAGUGAGGCAGAGAGUGAAGUGAAUGAACUCAGUAUUGUGGCCCAGUUGCAGCCUAAUGGUGAGUGGGACUGCGACACAGCAAAUACUGUGUGA
Molecule: messenger RNA, 696 nt
Organism: Chinchilla lanigera (long-tailed chinchilla)
Lineage: Eukaryota; Metazoa; Chordata; Mammalia; Rodentia; Chinchillidae
Product: E3 ubiquitin-protein ligase RNF13-like
Exons: 2
Coding region: 1-696 (231 amino acids)
Biological process (GO): positive regulation of DNA-templated transcription; ubiquitin-dependent protein catabolic process; protein ubiquitination
Cellular component (GO): nucleoplasm; cytoplasm
Molecular function (GO): ubiquitin protein ligase activity
Source: RefSeq, a predicted model, not a curated record